AUGACAACCACCGCGGCUGUCGGAAAUGCCAAUCACAUUUUUAAUGCCAUUCACUCUUCCAUGAGACAAUGGGGUUCAUCAUGGAACCACAACGGCAUGUCUUUCUUCCUUGCGACUGUUCCACAGCAUACAAUGCUUUACCACGGGUCCCAUUCUAACCAACCAGUUACGUCAUUUGAAUGGCUCGCAUUUGAGCCCGAGCAUGCUUUGUGGUUCGUCAACAAAUGGAUGGGGCAUCAUAAAAGCCCGUCGUAUGAGAUACGAGCCAAAGGAUCACUCCACUCCAACCAGGCUCCUCUCAAACAGGAAAGAGCUGAAAGAGGGUGGCUGCACACAUACGCAGCGAGCAAAGAUCUCCGACUUCUCUAUAUCGAUGGUAUCUCUGCCGGAAAAUCAGAAAUGGGUACUCUGGACAGCCAGGAUCGGAUUUUGUUCAACGACACAAUUGAGGAUUCUCACGAUGAUAUCAGCAGAGCAAUGAUGGCCUGUAAACUCUUUAGCGAGGAUUGGGAUGGCCGUAUAGAUGGCUUGAUACGGAUGGAGACCGGCUUCGAAAUCAUUCUCUGCGACUUCGCCCAUGAUCUGCAUCUUGUCAAUAUGGUUCGAGGGAAGCCAUAUUCCGAUGAUGGAUCUGCCCGCAAACCAGUAAUAGAUGAGAUGUGGCGGUUAUACAAAGUCAUCGCUAAGCGAUAUAGUGGCAUCGGGGGCGACCGUGUGCGCUUGAACUAUGAUCAGUUUGUUACUGCGUAUGGCUAUCCUGAAUUGGAUCUGUUCAACCAGUCAUCAGGACUUCCGCGCCUCACAAAUAUAUCACUGAACUUGCUGGAGCCGAUUAAGCAAGAUUUGUCUGACCUUGUGAUGAGUACAGAUCCCAGCCAAACAUCGUAUAAUUGGCAACAUGUCACGGACAUGAUUGUCACCCGGUACUCGGAUGACUUGAAAUAUUUCGUGUCAGGAAAACUAGAUACUGUGGAUGCUCUUCAACUUGAGAUUGAGCGAGUUUUGCUACCUUUUAUUGACUUUGACAACCGAGACUCCCGCGCGGAAAUCAAUCGCUGCACAGGGUAUUUUCAGACACCCAACCAGCCUAGCUCGACUAUUGCCAGCGCUGCAGUAAACGAUGUGUCAAGCACAAUCUGCAGCACCUUACGCUCUGCUCUAGAUAUUGUGAAGUACGAUGAUGUUGUCUUGUCUAUCCAAAACCUAAUUGAUUACCUGUCAUGGACAACCUGGAAUGAAUGUCCCCAAAAAUGUGACAAUGACGAAGCAUGUUUUAUUCCGAUAUGGCCUGCUGGUACAGUUGAGGAUCGAGAAAAUCCUCAAUGCAGAGAUGGCCCAUAUUAUAAUAAGAGCAGUCCUCCGUACUGGGAUAAGCGGCCUUUCCAGGGAGGCCAGAUAUAUGAUUAG
This is a messenger RNA of Talaromyces proteolyticus, 1407 nucleotides long. RefSeq lists its product as uncharacterized. The coding region runs from base 1 to 1407 and encodes 468 amino acids. Lineage: Eukaryota; Fungi; Ascomycota; Eurotiomycetes; Eurotiales; Trichocomaceae. The record is from RefSeq and is a predicted model, not a curated record. The transcript has a single exon.